AAAAAAUAAAAAUUAUACAAUGAAUUUUGUAUACUGAGGAAGUUCCGUAUGACAGUUUAAAUUUACGAUUAACUUUAGUAAAUUGACAAAUAGUCACGUGAUUUUUUCAAUCAAUUGUAGUUUCUUUAGGAGGUUAGUUGGGGGAAAAUGAUUAUUUCGUUAGUUGUAAAUAGUCCAUUGGUUUUUGUUAAGUUUUCUUAGAAUACAAUUAUGAAAUUAAUUGUAUAAAAUUGAUCUUCAAGAAAUUUCAUUUAACAUAAAAAUAUUAUAAAUUGUGUGAAACAUAUGGUGUGUAACCUAUACGUAUAUAUCGUAGUUUGAAGUGGAAAUUCGUUUGAAUAACAGCAAACUGACAGUAGCCACAUCAUCUGGCCUUGAUACAAAUACGCAAUCAGCUGUUAUUAUUGUCUACUUAUAUUUUUUGUGUUAAAGUAUAUAUAUUUUUACUGUUAUUUGCCAAUAAUAUUUUGACACAUCACCAAGUUGUUCAAAAAACGAUCAAGAAUUUUGAUAACCUAUAUUGAGCAGUUAUUAGUAUAUUUAUUUUAACUUAUACAAUUUUUUAUUCUUCCACGUGCAUUUAAAAUUAUUUUUAACGAGUAGCCGUAAUUCGAUAGUGUAAAUCAUAUUUUUGCCACAGUUAAUAUUGUACACACUUUGUUGUAACAAGUUUAUGGUGUCAGUGAUUUAAUUAUCAUGAAAGAAAUGCCACAAGAAACAAAAAGAUAGAGGAAGAAACGUUUUGGAUUGGUGUAUUUACAUUUUAUAUCAUAAUAUAUUUUUGUGUUGUGAUGUAAUAAUUAUUAAUCUGAUAGUAUCAAUCAUAAUAAUUGAUAAAAGACAAUGUAUACUAUUACAAGUACAAGAUCUUGACAUCAAAGCGACUAUAUUCUUUGAUAUAAAGAAAAAAUGGCUUGUGAUUCGUUGAUUUGGGGAUUACUUAUGUUUGGAUGCAGUAUACAAGCAUUGUUAGCUACAUCCGAAGAUAAUCCACUAGAAUAUAUGAGCAAGGAAGAACGGGAAUCAUUAAAGGAAGAGGCCAGGGAUAUGUUUUAUCAUGCUUAUAAUGCUUAUAUGGAUAAUGCAUAUCCUGCUGAUGAAUUAAUGCCACUAAGUUGUAAAGGAAGGUACAGAGGAUCAGAACCAAAUAGAGGUGACGUAGAUUCCACACUGGGAAACUUUUCACUUACAUUGGUCGAUACCUUAGAUACACUUGUGGUAUUAGGAGAUUUAGAGGAAUUUGAAAAUGCAGUUAAACUUGUUGCCAGAGAUGUCAGCUUCGAUACAGAUGUUAUUGUUUCCUUAUUUGAAACUAAUAUUAGGAUGCUUGGGGGUCUUUUAAGUGGCCAUAUAUUAGCAGAAUAUUUGCAACAAAGAGCUGAUAUAAUGCCAUGGUACAGAGGUGAACUUCUAAAUUUAGCGAAAGAUUUAGGGUACAGAUUUUUACCAGCAUUUAAUACUACUACAGGAAUACCAUAUGGCAGAAUAAACUUAAAAUAUGGCAUGAAAGGUGUACCUCUGGAAAUAUCGAGAGAAACAUGUACUGCCUGUGCAGGUAGCAUGAUUUUAGAAAUGGCAGCGUUAUCAAGAUUAACGGGAGAAUCAAUUUUCGAGGAAAAAGCACAAAAAGCAAUGGAUGUUUUAUGGAGAAUGCGCCAUCGUGGUACGGAUUUGAUGGGCUCUGUAUUAAAUGUACAUUCUGGUGAUUGGGUAAGGAGAGAUUCUGGAGUAGGAGCGGGUAUAGACUCUUAUUAUGAAUAUUGUCUCAAAGCAUAUAUUUUAUUAGGUGAUGAAAAAUAUCUUGGGCGAUUCAAUAAACAUUAUCAAGCCAUAAUGAAAUAUGUGAGUCACGGACCGAUGUUAUUAGAUGUCCACAUGCAUCGACCAAAUACAAAUUCCAAAAAUUUCAUGGAUGCUUUAUUAGCAUUUUGGCCUGGUUUACAGGUACUGAAAGGUGAUAUCAAACCUGCUGUUGAAACACAUGAAAUGUUAUACCAAGUUAUGCAGAGACAUAAUUUUAUACCAGAAGCAUUUACUACCGAUUUUCAGGUGCAUUGGGGACAUCAUCCAUUAAGGCCAGAAUUUUUAGAAUCAACAUAUUUCCUCUACCGUGCAACUGGUGACCAUUAUUAUUUAGGAGUUGGACGUAAGGUACUCAAAAGUCUACAAACUUAUGCCAGAGUACCAUGCGGUUAUGCAGCUGUAUCAGAUGUUAGAACUAAUAAGCAUGAUGAUACAAUGGAUAGUUUUGUAUUAUCGGAAACUUUCAAAUAUUUGUUUCUGUUAUUUACGGAGCCAGGCGAACUAGUUUUAGAUUUGGAUGAAUUUAUUUUCACAACCGAGGGACAUUUAUUGCCAUUAACACUUGCUUCUAUACGAACCAAUAUUUCUUUGCAAGACUUUGAGCGAGAUACGGUACACGUAGAUGAAAUGGAUCGCACUUGUCCUAAUAGUCUACAUUUAUUUCCUGCAUCAGUGCGACAACCUCUGAGAAAUAUGGUUGAAGAUAUAUGUCCAAGACGAGCAAUAAAAAGGAGAUUAAGCGCCUUACAAUUUCAGGCGAAUAAUUUGGAACAUUUAAAAUUGUUAAGUGAUAUGGGAAUAACAACAUUAACUUUAGCUGAUGGACGUGUUCAACUCUUAUAUACAUUUUCAAAUGCAAAAACACCACAAGAUUCGGAAGAAGGUCUAUUGUUUAUACAAGAAAUGGUUGAAAUAAGCAAAAUGCAAUCGCAACAAACUGAAACUAAACCACAGGCUGUUACGUUUGUAAAUCCAAGUGUAUAUCCUUCUCAGAAGGUUACGCUAUUAGCUGGCCCAGCACAUUUUGGAUUGAAAUUACAAGGAUUAAAUAAAAUAUCUGGGAAAGUUAUUUUUACUGAUCCAUCUUUUGCAUGUGAAGAUCUUCAUAAUCCAGAUAGUUUUGCAGGCAUGAUAGCAAUAAUGUUUCGGGGUAAUUGUAUGUUUAUAGAGAAGGCAAGGCGAAUACAGAAAGCUGGUGCUAUUGCAGGAAUAGUGUUAGAUAAUGUUGAUGGCUCUAGUGCUGCAACAUCACCCAUGUUUGCAAUGUCAGGAGAUGGAAAAGAAGUAGACGAUGUAACUAUUCCAGUUGUAUUUUUAUUUAGUACUGAAGCUUCUGAACUAUUGAAAGCAAUUGCUGCUGCAAAAGGAGACCUUACAGUUACAAUCGGGAAUUUCUUUUCAAAAGAUGAUGUACAGCUAAAAGCACCUACUGAUUUAUCAAUGUUUGAACGAUUAAAAGGAUCACUGAAAUCUUUCCUUGCUCGACAAAUGGGUAUUCCACAGACAUUUCCUAGCAGUGGGACAAAUGUGGAUAUAACUCCUGAAAUUAAGCAAGAAGAUGCAAAAGACGUAGUCGUUUCUCAUGAACUACGUGCAGAAAUAGUCGAUGAUAUACUUGGCGGGGAAGUAAGGAUAUCGUCUUCGUUCAUCUCUAUAAAUGCGGAAAAAUCGGAGGACGACACGUUGGUAGAAAAACAAUGGCGUCAAUUGAAGGAAGUGUUUGUCAAUCAAAUAUAUUUGAAUAGAAAACAAAAAGCAAGCUUACAAAUUAGAAGUUUUAUAUUAGAAAGUUAUUAUAAUUGGAUAGUAGAAGCACGGGGUGGAAAUAACAAUGCAUUAAAGGUACCUUUACGAGAGAAAGUUUUAUGGUUCUUAAAAGAACUGGCUAAAGUUUUUCCAAAUCCGUUCAUUAUGAAAAUGGACCAAUUAAUGGAGUAUAAUAAAGGAAAGUUGAUAAAACAGUACUUAUUAACAAAGAUAGAUGUUAUGGUCUUAAAUAUGAAAAUGGUUAAUGCAAUGCUAAAAGCAAUAAGAUUUGAGAGUUUAAAUAGUGAACAAAUGUUUGAAAUUUUUAAACUUAAUAUAGCACGAGCUGAAAAUGAUAAAUUGUUGAAACAAUUAAUACGAGUUAUUUUUUAUGUAGAAGAUGAAAGUACCACUAACCAUUUCAUUUUAUUAGAUCGCGUUAAUAAAGAAGUGCAUCAGGAAUAUUCUGAAAUAAUAAGUGCAGGACUAAUUAAAAAUUGGCAAAAACAUGUGAAUAGUAUCGAAAAAUUUGAUGCGUUAAAGAAAACAAAAGAGUAUGACUCUACAUUCGCAGAAUUUAUGACCGAUAGCAGUGAAAGUAGUAAAACAGAUAUUAAAUUAAAAGAUUCAUCUAGAAUACCUAAAAAGGAUGAAGAUAUAAAACUUGGAAAAUUCGAAGAUUUUGAAUACUUUAAAUUAACGGAAAUAGAAAAAGUUGUUAAAAAUUUGGAACAAAAUACUAUUCGAAAGUACCAAGAACAGAUCGAUAUUACAAGAGAUGCUGCAGAUAAUAUUAGUAAAGAAGCUGUUAAUUCGAAUAAAGUUAUUUUAAAUGUUUCCCUUCAAAGCCAAAGUAAAACUGACAAACUAAAAAAUAAAAUAAAAUAUCAAAUUGAGUUUAUUAAAAAUAAAAUUGAAGAUUUUACGAAAGAUAUGGAUUCUUUGACGGAUUUCACUAAAGUUACUAAUUCUUUAGAAAAUGUGCAGUUAAGUAAUGUAGAAUUUCAAGAACUGAUUAGUAAUAACAAUCCUAUUGAUAAACAAAUCAAUGAACCUUUACUAGAUGAUAGUGAUUUUCAAUCAAUAAGCGGACGUAUAAGUUCUUCAAAUGCUAAAGCGGCAGGAAUAAAUGAGAAAGAAGAACCGUCAGAAAAAAUUGAGAAAGAGUCAACCGAGUCGGAAUGUAGUAGUAAAAAUAAUCCAAAUAUUAAGCAUUCCGUUUAUCUCAAUGUAAAUACUAAUAAAAUCACAUCUUUCAAUUUACUUGAAGACUACAAAAAGAAAACGUGGACAUCAAAAAAAGAGGAAAACAAAGAUUCUAUUAAUACUCAACAAGAAAGAGAAACUUCUAAUAGAGAUUUAAAUUCUGUAGAAGAAAACAAAUUAGAAGGUAGACAAAAAUACUUAAUUGAAAUUGAAAGUAAAGAAAGUGAUGUACAGAAACAUGAGAGCAAACAUAUCGAUGAUGAAUUAUAAUAAAAGGUUUCAACUUUUAAGUGAAAUAUAAGUAUUUAAAUAAACUGAAUAGAUUGUCAAAUUCAACAAGCCUGGUUAUCCUAUUUACACUGCAUUUGAUAUUUUUGCACUCGACGCGAUUGUAUAUGCAGUGAGCUUUAAUGUUUUUAUAUACAUAAAAUCUGUUAAGAGAAAGAUUGUUUAAUAAAAACAGAAAGAUUACGAACGACCAGACUAUAACAGAAUAAAACUUUUAAGUCUGUUGAAGUGGUGCUUAUGAAAUAAUUAAUUUUCAUGAGUUAUUAGAAAUGAAUUAAUAAAAUAAAAAGAAAGCUGUAAAGCACAUUUAACAACCUGCGCAAGACAUUUAUCCUAACGAGGUUGUGAAUGAAUAUCCUGUUAAGGCUCUAAUGGAUGUAAAUUUUAUAUAUAUUACUUAAACAUAGUAUAUUUCUUGUGCACACUAGAGUACAAUGUUAGCAUAUUAUUUUCUGCUCAGGUUAAGGGUUACAUUCAUUUUUAUUCUGUAUUUCAGUUACAUGCUGUGAGUAAUAAUGUAAA
Messenger RNA from Megachile rotundata (alfalfa leafcutting bee), 5565 nucleotides. It is a transcript of the gene Edem2, whose product is annotated as ER degradation enhancer, mannosidase alpha-like 2. Gene Ontology annotation, cellular component: membrane; endoplasmic reticulum. Gene Ontology annotation, biological process: carbohydrate metabolic process; mannose trimming involved in glycoprotein ERAD pathway; endoplasmic reticulum mannose trimming. Gene Ontology annotation, molecular function: calcium ion binding; mannosyl-oligosaccharide 1,2-alpha-mannosidase activity. The record is from RefSeq and is a predicted model, not a curated record. NCBI's taxonomy places the organism in Eukaryota, Metazoa, Arthropoda, Insecta, Hymenoptera, Megachilidae.